This is a messenger RNA of Anthonomus grandis grandis, 510 nucleotides long. Its product is annotated as ejaculatory bulb-specific protein 3-like. NCBI's taxonomy places the organism in Eukaryota, Metazoa, Arthropoda, Insecta, Coleoptera, Curculionidae. The coding region runs from base 85 to 447 and encodes 120 amino acids. The transcript has 2 exons. The record is from RefSeq and is a predicted model, not a curated record.
UCCUAUUUUUACGACAAACACGAAGACAUAAAAAGGACACGGAAAAUUCUGAUUUAAUCAUUUCACGACCCAGUGUCAAACAAAAUGAAGUUGUUUCUGGUCAUUUUUAUGGUGCAAAUAGUGUUAUCGGUGGGUCAAAAAUACACAUCUCGCUAUGACAAUUUGAAUAUUGACCAAGUAUUGUCCAACAAGAGGGUUCUGGGGAAUUACAUCAAAUGUAUCUUAGAUGAAGGACCUUGUACUGCCGAAGGAAGAGAGUUAAGAAAGCAUAUUCCCGAAGCCAUUGAGUCAAAUUGCGCCAAAUGUACCGAGGCCCAAAAGCGUUUCGUGAAAAAGGGAGCGAAUUUCGUGAAAGCGAAUCACCCUAAGGACUGGUCCAGGAUCGCCAGGAAGUACGACCCCGAGGGAACAAGGGCCGCCUCCUUUAACAACUUUUUGAGUUCUUAAUUGGACCUUUUAAUUAAUUGUGAUAUUUAGGUUAGGAUAUAAUAAAAAAUGUUUUUAUAAAUA